AGAUUUACUCCAUAUUAGAGUUUUCCAAAAAAAAAAACUAGUUGCUUUAUUCUCACCAUAACCCAGUGCGAGAGGAAUUUUGACGCAAUAAGAAUAAACAGUCGCGAUAGUGCGUUUGAAGAUAGGGAGUCUCUUCUUUCAACAGCUGUCACUUGAAUCGAUCCACCUAGGAUGCAGAAUCAAGGGUUUUAUGCUGACGACCCAGCCGAUGAUGUCGACCCAGUUCAUGCUCAAACUUAUAGAGGCAAUCCUGAUGACGAAGCUCAUCAACGUUUGUUUGAUGAUGAUGCUGAGAAUGUUAUCCAAUCACCUAAAAAUAAGAAGCGUUUCAGUUGGAUAUGCUUAGGAUUUUUGGCAGUGUUACUGACUGCCUGGAUUAUAUGGACCGUCGCUUUAGGAAAAUUGAGCAAAGUCAUAUUCUCGCUUGAAGAUGAAGAACAAGAAUUGAAACGUAUUGAUUUUGAGGAUAUUUACAAUGGCACUUUUACACCCCAGACCCCUUCACUUGUAUGGGUAGAGAAUGAUCCUAGAGAUGGUAUCUUUACGCAUAGAGACCCUGUAACCAAUGAUAUCCUUCUGGAAUCCAUUGAAGAUGGAAAUAGCACUGUCUAUGUUAAAGCCGAUAACCUUUUUGUCGGCCAAGGACUUCUUGAUGUGAACUCGUUUGAAUUAUCCCAAGACGCACAAUAUAUUAUGCUGCGCACCAAUCGCACCAACCAAUGGCGUCAUUCGUAUUAUUCAAAUAUUUAUAUUUAUAAAAAUUCCGACAAAUCGUUAUUUCCUUUGUUGAACACAUCAACUGUCACUGAUAUACCAAAAAUAUCUUAUGCAGCAUGGAGUCCAACUGGCCAUCAAAUGGCGUAUGUAAUGAACAAUGAUCUUUACAUUACUGAUCUGUCAACCCAUCGUCGUGUUACUUUCGAUGGAUCCGCUACUGUAUUCAAUGGUGUUCCCGACUGGGUCUAUGAAGAGGAGGUGUUUAGCUCUAAUUUUGCUCUCUGGUGGUCUCCUGACUCUACUCAUCUUGCUUAUCUGAGAUUCAAUGAAACUUCUGUGCCUGAGUUCCAUAUGCCACUGUAUACUGCUUCCGAGUCAUCGUAUCCUGAAGAGUUGAAAAUCAAAUAUCCAAAGGCACCUACUAUACAGGCUGGUGCAGAUAACCCCUUGGUUUCACUUCACAUUUACUCUUUGAAAAGCGACCAAUCUGUCAUGAUUACAAGAAAUUCUACAGAUGACGCCCACAUUAAGACUACUUCUACUCACAAGGAUUUUGAAGACGAUAAUCGUCUAAUUACAGAUGUUACUUGGGCUACAACUACAAGUACACAUCUUUUAUUUAAGCAGAUGAAUCGUGUUCAAGAUCAUUCUAUUACUAGUCUUGUUACUAUAUCUUCAGUGAUUAGCAAAUCUACAGUUGCAAAGGCACGCGAAUACAAGCCAACAGAUGGUGGAUGGAUAGAUACUUCUCAGUCCAUGGUGUUUCUGGCUGACAAUAGCACUCAAUUGAAGUAUAUGGAUAUUGCUGAUGAUGGCAAUGGGUUUAUGCACUUGGCUAUUUUCACGGCCACUGAGCCUAACAAUGUUCCAAUGUGGCUGACGGAAGGUACAUGGGAAGUGGUCGAUGGAUCAGUUGUAACCGAUACAAAGAGAAAGCUUGUCCACUUUAUGUCCACAGAGCGCUCGUCUCUAGAGCGCCAUCUAUAUACUGUGCAGUUGAACCAUGAAGAUCCUCUUAGCUCUAAGAAAUGCCUAACAUGCCCAGAAAACCCCGAAGAAUAUGCUACAUACAACAUUGUAUUUUCUCCAAAGUUUGGAUAUUAUCUUGAGCAUUACCUUGGACCUGAUGUGCCCACUACAACUAUCAAGAAGGUCGACGACAAUUUAUUCUCAAAGACUUUGGAAAACAAUACAUUGCUGAAGAGUGUGCUUGCAGAAUAUGAGCUACCUCGCAUUCGCAUGAAUACUGUUAUGAGUGGUGGUGUUGACAUGAAUGCUAUGGAGAUUCUUCCUCCUAAGUUCGACAUCACUCAGAGAUAUCCAGUAUUAUUCCAUGUGUAUGGGGGUCCUGGAUCUCAGUUAGUUUCGCAUCGGUUUGAGUUGAGCUGGCAAACAUUUGUUGCUAGCCAACUCGGUUACAUUAUUGUUACUGUUGAUGGUAGAGGUACUGGAUUUAGAGGACGCGCCUACAAAGUCAAUGUUCGCAAGAGACUCGGUGAACUAGAGACCAUAGAUCAGGUUAAUGCUGCAAGACACUGGGCAACUCUUGGCUAUGUUGACCCCACAAGAAUUGCUAUUUGGGGCUGGUCUUAUGGUGGAUACAUGACAACAAAGGUUAUUGAAGCCAAUGAUGGUGUAUUUAGUGCCGGAAUGGCUGUUGCACCUGUGACUGACUGGCGGUUCUAUGACUCUGUUUACACUGAGCGUUACAUGCUUACCCCUGAUCUCAACCCACAAGGAUAUAUUGAUAGUGCGGUAAACAACAUGACAGGUUUUGAAAAUGCAAAAUAUUUGCUUAUUCAUGGAACUGGAGAUGAUAAUGUCCAUUUUCAACACUCGGCCGUUUUGAUCGAUAAACUCACUAUGGCUAACAUACACGACUACCGCGUACAGUUCUUUACGGAUAGUAGCCAUUCAAUCAGAUACCACAAUGCUAAUCGAAAUGUGUACUACUUAUUGACUGAGUUCUUAUUUGAGAGCUUUGGCGGUAAAGAGUAUGUACAUGUUCGCACCGAGUCUCACGGAAGAUUUAUGGGUGAAAUUGAUCAUCAUGAAUAGGGGAAUACAUUAGUCUCUUAUUAAUGAGGACUUUUAACGUAUACAGCAGAUUUAAUUCAGUAUAUGUAUUACAACAAACCAUUAAGCUUAGUUAUGUCCUUUUAUAAAAAAAAGAAUAUAUUAUAUUUAAAGCAUAAAUAGUUGUGUUUUCAGCUUUC
Messenger RNA from Phycomyces blakesleeanus NRRL 1555(-), 2933 nucleotides. RefSeq lists its product as hypothetical. The record is from RefSeq and is a predicted model, not a curated record. The transcript is spliced from 17 exons. NCBI's taxonomy places the organism in Eukaryota, Fungi, Mucoromycota, Mucoromycetes, Mucorales, Phycomycetaceae. Gene Ontology annotation, molecular function: serine-type endopeptidase activity; dipeptidyl-peptidase activity. Bases 172 to 2775 code for a protein of 867 amino acids. Gene Ontology annotation, biological process: proteolysis.